Messenger RNA from Peronospora matthiolae, 432 nucleotides. The record is from the annotation of a GenBank genome assembly. Lineage: Eukaryota; Oomycota; Peronosporomycetes; Peronosporales; Peronosporaceae.
AUGGUCAAGGAAGACAUGGUGAAAGGUGUCAAGGUCGGCGCGACCAGCAACGGACCGUUCAAUGACCGCUAUGACUGCAGAGAUCGACGCGACCAACGCGAAAAUCGUGACUUACACGAGAUUCGUCUUCACAAACGGACUGUGACAGACGACAAAAAGAAAAACGAGCGCCAAGAUGAUAAUGGUAUGUGGUGCAAGUUCCACAAAGCGAGACCUCACAACUCCAGCGAGAGCUUCGCUAUUAAGAAGCAGCGCGAGGAGCACAAGCCCGCUGAGAUAAAGACAACUGUCCCGAGCAAGAACAAGUAUCCCCAUUUUGAAGGAGAGUCAAGAUACAGCGACAGCAACAGCGAGUUUAAGCUCGUAGGCAUGGUCGCCAAGAAGCAUACCAGCACCAAGCUCGCUCCGUUGCGCAUCAAGGUUUAUCUUUAG